Molecule: messenger RNA, 1521 nt
Organism: Kwoniella botswanensis
Lineage: Eukaryota; Fungi; Basidiomycota; Tremellomycetes; Tremellales; Cryptococcaceae
Exons: 6
Coding region: 1-1521 (506 amino acids)
Biological process (GO): protein folding; protein stabilization
Cellular component (GO): cytoplasm
Molecular function (GO): protein kinase binding; protein-folding chaperone binding; heat shock protein binding
Source: RefSeq, a predicted model, not a curated record
AUGCCGCUUAAUUACUCAAAAUGGGACAACCUGGAGUUAUCAGACGACUCGGACAUUGAGGAACACCCAAAUGUCGAUAAGAAGAGUAUGAUAAGAUGGAAACAACGUGAUAUUCAUGAAAAGAGAGAAGCUCGUAAACUUCAAAUCGCAAAAUACAAAUCUGAACUUUCGCUAAAUUCAGUACUUCGUCCACGAAUCGAAGCGAUCGUCAAGGGAGUAUCGGAAAAGGGAUUAGAUCAUUAUCGAUCAGUUCAGAGGAGGUUGAAAGAAAAUCCAUCAGAUGAAAAACCAGAUACUGGAUCUCCUAAUCAACCUACAUACGAUAUGAUGAUUUCCCAAUUGCUCUCCGACGUAUAUCGGGAAUCAUCUUUCAUAGUAGAUGGAGCCCAGAUCUCUAAAGGUGGGGUGGUAUUGGAUAAAGAUGGAAAGGCAAUUAAUGGUACUUCCGAACAUAAAAUACCUGAAUGGGCCAAUGAGAUGAACAUUCCCGAACAGAAAAAGAAAGGGUUGGAGAUUGCUUUGGAACAAAGGCUGAAUUGGCAUAUACAAGAAUUAGAUAAGAGAGAUAAAGUAGUGAAGGAUGAAUUGGAAAAGGAGGAGAAGGAACAAGCAAAGAAGAUUACAAGUGAGGGAAUACAUGAUGGUUGGUCGAAGAGUAUGGUGAAUAAACCUAAACCUAGUCCUUUGGAUGAUAAACCAAAGUUACCAAAGAGUACUCAAAAGGAAAAGACAGAGACGAUCGAAGUGCUGAAUCCUAAAUCUGUUGAGUCGAAACCAGCUGCAGAAGAAGAAAACGACGAAGACGAAGAAGAUUUCGGUCCUCUCACACCUUCAGCAAGAGCAUUUUCCAAUAUCCCUAUCGGCGCAUUCGAAAAGUCUUUCGCAUUCAUUCAAAAAGAUUCAUCGGUCUUGACUGAAUCCACUCACGACUCGCUUCUAGCAGAAGCAUUUGACGCUGAACGACGAGGAGACAAAGACCUGGCUAAGAGAUGCGUACAUCAGAGUCUGUUGAUUAACUAUUGUAGACAAUUGGGUAGGGAUGGUGUAGGCUUGUUCUUUCAAAAGAUGAUUUCACAUAAUCCCAAAUCAAUCGAAAUGUUCUUACAAGAUUUCAACCAGACCUACUCCCGUAUCGCCCAACGUACAGCCGAGAUGAUCGCUGAGGAAGCUGCAGCGGGAGAAAGAGAGCAGAUCCAGCUGGUUGCCGAGGAUCCAUCGAUGGAAAUCGGAUUUAACCUUCCUGAAGGACCACCUCCAGAUGAUUUGAGAUUGGAAGGUGAAGGAACGGAAGAAAUGGAUAUUGAACAAGUCAAAUUGUUCCUUCAGAGGAAAUGGGAUAUAUUCCAAAACUUCCCGGAAAGUUUGAGAAAUGCUUUGAAAACUGAGAAAUUGGAUGAAGUGAAUAAAGUAUUGGGUAAGAUGAAAGUUGCGGAAGCGGAAGAGGUGGUUGAAUUGUUGCAGGAAGGUGGAAUGUUGAGUUUCAGUGAGAAAGGUGUAAGAGAUAUGACACAGGGGCAAUAA